AUGUUGUGCCAAGCAUCGAAAGGUGUAGUGAAUAAUUUACACAAAUCGCGAAAAGUAUGGAUAAAAGCUCUGUUCAUUAUACUCGUGCUGAAUGCGCAUGUGCUUGUUGUGACAUCGCAGCAGCAGCAGCAGCAGCAGCACCAACACCAGCAUCAGCAGCAACAACACCAACAGCAACAACAGCAACAGCAGCUUUUGCCGACAAACCUGCCAUCACCGCAAAAAAGAGCCGGUAACACUGCCGAUGGUGCCAAGGAUCAUUGCAACAAAACUGUUGACAUCUAUGAGGAUAUCUCCUCACCCGAAGUAACUAACCUGAACCGAAACCGGCCACUCACAUGUUGGUACCGGUUUCGUAGCUUUCGUGGAGCACCACGCGAUUGGGUACUCCGGUUAAACUUCAAAAAGUUUAAAGUAGGAACGCUGCUGAAUGCUACGCACUGCGAUGGAGGCUACUUGCAGAUAGUGGACGGUAAUGCCAAAACCGAUGUGUCAAACCGUAGAGAACCGGGUCAAUUUUGCGGCGAGUCGGAGCAACCGCAAACGUUCAUCAGUGAAACAAGUGCCGUCAAAAUAGUCUUUCACACCGAUAAUUUCACCGACCAGACAUAUUUCGCGUUCGACUCUGGCGCAGAACAACAAAUGGAGGUAUUCAACCGAUACGGUCCCCAUCCGGAGCUUUAUCCGAAUCGCCGAGGUGAAGUGGUUCAAGGCUCGUACUGCGAACGAGAGUUUCGCGACUGUCGGCUGCAGACCUGCUACGUGCAAUCACCUGCUUAUCCAGGUAUAUAUCCGCGAGCGUUGAAGUGUCGCUACCGGCUCCACACGAGACUGCCUUUCAUCAAGCUCUACAUCCAAAAUGAACAGUUCGCAGUGGACGGACAGAGGUGUGAAAACAUCAUGACAUGUCCGAUGAAGGAGAUAGGGUCUGGUUCGGAGCACUGUCCCUACGAUUGGUUGGCUGUGUACGACGGACGGGACGAGCACGCACCACCAAUUGGAAAGUUCUGUGGGAUGGGCAAAUUUCCGUUCAGUAUUAUCGGAACGUCCCAGCAUAUGUAUGUGGAGUUUGUGUCCUCGCCAGCUGGACCGCUGCUUAACACGGGUUUCCAUUUCAACGUGGGAAACUGGCCAGGGCAUGUGGAAACAGUUGGUACCAAACAUGGCGCGUGCGAUUGGUUGCUUAGUUCUGAUGCGUUACGUGCCACCAGUGCCUCCGAAGGCAUCUUCCUCAGUGUAGCUCACUGGUAUCCACCAAAUACCUCCUGCAGCUACCACAUACAAGGGAACGAAGACGAAGUGGUUCGUCUUUACUUCCCUAGUUUUCGAAUAAAUCGUAUCGAAGCGCCGAUCAUAAAGCACGAGGAGGACUGUGCAGAAUCACUCACGAUCUACGACGCAAACAAUCCCGAUCCUGCCCGUAUCAUCAAGACGUUCUGCGAUACCUUCUCUCGACCAAUGGAAAAGAUCGACUUUGUUAGCACUGGUCGGUCGUUGUACGUGAAGUUUCUUAGCAAAACCGGCUCGUACAGUGGCAGCUCGCUGUACUACUGGGCACAUUAUGACUUUUUCAACAAUACGAAGUUUGGCGAUCCUGUGCCAAACACGCUCUGUGACGAAGUGUUUUAUGCCUGGAAGUAUAGCCGUGGAGAGUUAAAGUCCCCAAGAAACACACUCAUCUACAAGCGAGCUUCUGGCAGUGACGUUCGUUGCCAGUACAAGUUCAUCACGGACCGUCGUUUGUUUUCACGUGUUGUGGUCGAAGUGACAUCGGUGACGUUCAAGGAAGUUCCCUACUCGAUAAGCGCUUGCACUCGCUGCCACGAGGAACGUGUCGAUAAGCUAAUUCUGUGGGAAGAACGAGACAAGAGCCAGAACCGGUUGGCUUGCUUUUGCGAUAAUAUUCCCCGACCGGUGCGAAUAAUUUCUUCGGGUGAUCAAAUGAAUCUAGAGCUUAUCAUACAAGGCCAGCACGCGACAACAAGCUACUUCAAAAACCCAAACACCCUGUUCGAGGCGAACUAUGAGUUUGCUCACGGACCAAUUUGUGGACCGAUUACGUUAGGUCCCUCGCCGGAUGGAGAGCUGGUGUUUCCCUACAAAAACGCACUAGGAUUCCAACUGACCGAAAACCGCAAAGAAAAGUGCAUCUGGGAGCUUAAGGUAGCGGCUCAACGUGAUUUAUGGUUGCACCUGGACAAGGCACGGUUUGCUGAGCGAAGUUGUGAGCACGGCCGCAUUGAGGUUUAUCUUGCUGGCCGACUUGAGCCAAGAUUUAUCAUCUGUCCAGAAAAUGUUAGCCUUGCCCGAGAUCUACCAAUACUGUCUGCGGCAGAGCUGGGUGCCGUCGAGAAUGAGAAUGAACCGUUGCCAGUACUGAUACAGUAUACGGGUGACAGUGCUAUUGGUAAAAAUGCUUUCAAAUUCGUGUGGACAGAACUGUUCCAUCUACCUCGCAAUGCCGACGGCACGCUUGCGACCUCGGCCAUGUUCAAGGACAGCUGCGAUUUCUACUGUCCUGGUGAUCAGCAUGUUUGCAUACCGGAAUAUUUACUAUGCAAUGGUGUCCUUAACUGUCCCAACGUGACCGGCCUGCGAGUUGUGGAGAGUAACAUAGACAAAAACUAUGAGUACAUCGAGGAAAACUAUCUGCGUACCGGGCUCUUCGACAAGGAGUUCCUGCUCAACAUCGAGUAUCUGACCGAUGAGUCGCCGGAGCUCUGCCGGACGAAAUACAUACCCGGUAGCAACCCCGGUCAGGUCGAGCUACCGGACGUGGUCGAAUGCUUCCAGUUUCCGGUGGUACAGAUGGUUGUAGCUGGCAUCAUCGUCAGCACGCUAAUCAUUCUAGCUUUCGUCAUCUAUUGUCGUUUGUAUGGGCAAAAGUAUUACGAAUGA
Messenger RNA from Anopheles marshallii, 2898 nucleotides. RefSeq lists its product as uncharacterized. Bases 1 to 2898 code for a protein of 965 amino acids. NCBI's taxonomy places the organism in Eukaryota, Metazoa, Arthropoda, Insecta, Diptera, Culicidae. Gene Ontology annotation, cellular component: plasma membrane. The transcript has 8 exons. The record is from RefSeq and is a predicted model, not a curated record.